Haliaeetus leucocephalus (bald eagle) is the source of this 5579-nucleotide messenger RNA. RefSeq names its product zinc finger protein 654 (gene ZNF654). Gene Ontology annotation, biological process: regulation of transcription by RNA polymerase II. Gene Ontology annotation, molecular function: DNA binding; DNA-binding transcription factor activity, RNA polymerase II-specific. Gene Ontology annotation, cellular component: nucleus. The coding region runs from base 215 to 3418 and encodes 1067 amino acids. The record is from RefSeq and is a predicted model, not a curated record. NCBI's taxonomy places the organism in Eukaryota, Metazoa, Chordata, Aves, Accipitriformes, Accipitridae. The transcript is spliced from 9 exons.
AUGCAGAACUUGAAAUUCUUUCAUGAGAUUGCUCUGGGACCAGAGCCAUUGAGAGGUUCCUGUGUGAGUGAAAUACAAGUGAUGAAGGGCAGAGAAGAUAGUGUAGAUGGUUAUGUUUUUUUGGUAUGAGUGUGGAGGGAGUACUUCUAUAAUUAGAAGGCUGCAUUUCCACAUUUUCUUGAUUUGAAAACAGACCUUAACAGCGAGCUGGAAAAUGAAUAUAGCUUACUUCGUUGCACUUGAGGUUGUUGAAGACUAUGCUGGAAGAUGGCAGGUUCCUUUGCCUCAGCUUCAGGUGCUUCAGACGGCACUCUGUUGUUUCACGUCUGCCUGUGUAUCAUUCCCAGCUGAAUGUGAGCACGUACAAUACGUAUUGAGUAGCCUAGCUUUGAGUUUUUUUGAAUUGCUGCUGUUCUUUGGAAAGGAUGAGUUCUAUGAAGAUCCUUUGAAAGAUAUUUUAGGUUCAAUUCAGGAAUGUCAGAACCUUCUAAAUAGAUACAGAAAUAUGAACCUGGAACUAGUGACUCGCAUCAUACGAGAUGGUGGACCAUGGGAGGAUCCAGUAUUACAAGCAAUUCUUAAAGCAAAGCCUGUAUCACAGGAAUUAGUUAACAAAUAUUUAAGCUCUGAAAAUCCACUGUUCUUUGAACUACGUGCCAGAUACCUUAUUGCCUGUGAACGCAUCCCUGAGGCAAUGGCUCUUAUCAAAUCUUGCAUAAAUCAUCCAGAUAUCAGUAAAGAUCUGUAUUUCCAUCAAGCUCUUUUCACCUGUCUUUAUAUGUCACCAUUAGAAGAUCAGCUAUUCCAGGAGCACUUGUUGAGGACUGAUUGCAAGAGUGGAAUUGAGAUCAUCUGCAACACUGAAAAAGAAGGGAAGACUACCUUAGCCUUACAGCUAUGUGAAUCGUUCCUAGUCCCACAGCUUCAAAAUGGGGACAUGUAUUGUAUAUGGGACCUGAUCUUCAUUUGGAGUAAACUGCAGCUUAAAUCUAACCCAUCAAAACAAGUGUUUGUCGACCAGUGCUACCAGCUUUUAAGAAUUGCUACAAAUGUCAGAGUAAUUUUCCCUUUCAUGAAAGUCAUUAAGGAUGAAGUUGGUGAAGAUGGUCUUCAGAUAUGUGUUGAGAUAUGUGGAUGUGCCCUACAGUUGGACCUCCGUGAAGAUCCCAACAUGAAAAGUCUUAUUUAUAAAGCAAUUGCUCAUUUUUUACCAAAUGACUUGGAGAUCCUCAGAAUUUGUGCUCUUUCAAUCUUUUUUCUUGAGCGCACCUUGGAAUCUUACUACACUGUUGAACAUUUAUAUAAAUGUGCGGAUGAAGAAUACAAUGAGUGCACUAGUUCUGUUCAAAACCGUGUACGUUUUGAACUGCUUCCCAUUUUGAAAAAAGGUUUGUUUUUUGAUCCUGAGUUUUGGAAUUUCUUGAUGAUCAAGCAGAAUUGUUUAGCGUUAUUGGGGGAUAAAGCCUUUGCUGGCAUAAGUGAAAGUACACUGGAAAACUCUACUGCAAAUACAGAGAAGAUAACAGAGUAUAGGGCUCUGAAUGAGGAACGUGUCUGUUCAACAGAUGUAAGCAAUGGGGAGCUUGACCCUGAAGACCUCUCUGAACCCCAGUCCAAAGGUAAUGCCAAAAAGAACCAUGAAGCUCUUGAGGCAUCUAAAAUGUUAGAUCAAACUGUACCAAGGCACCGCUGUGUGAUAUGCAACAAGGAAUUUCUUGGUGGUCACAUUGUGAAACAUGCACAAGCUCACCAAAAAAAGGGCAGUUUUUCCUGUGUACUUUGCACCAGAAAGUUCAGGCAAAGAGGACUUAUGCUGAAGCACUUAAAGAAUCAUGUCAGGAAGAUAGAAAGGCAACAUCUUGCUGCAGUUCUUGAGCGUGGUCAGCAGGCUCCUGCUGUUAAUGAACUAGAAUGUUCUGAUGUUUCUCUGUCUCUUGAAAACGGGAAUUCUGAUGGUUCCAAAGAUAACGAACCAGAGACUGCAAUAGCUCCAACUGCUGACCAAGUGGUCCAAGUGGAGGAGGAGACUGCAGAACAGGUAUUUGAUGUGGUGGAAAACCAUCUAAGUGACCAGGAUGAUGCUACUGAAAAUAGUAGUGACAGCUGUUUUAAUAAUGUUCCUGAAGCUUUAAGUACAGAAAGUUUGCCUGAAGAUGAUGAGAGCUCCAGUAAAGAGUCACCUAUUCUGCACAAAAUGAAUGGAGCUUUUUGCUCUCAAAAAGACAUUGAUGCUAUGGAUGAGGAAGGAAGCUUUAAGUGCCCUGCUAAUGGUUGUGCUAGAGUGUUUAAAAAGAUAAGAUUCCUCAAUAAACAUGCAAGAAAAGCUCAUCCAACUGAUUUGAAAGUGCAGCAGCAUAUAAUGAAAUGGAAUAAAGGAAAAUGUCGGUUCUGCCAGAGAAAAUUUGCUGAUUCCCAACAUUUUAUAGACCACCUGAAGAGACAUGUGUAUCCAAAUGUUUACUUUUGUUUACACUUUAAUUGUAAUCAGAGAUUUAAGCUGUCAACUGAGCUUGCAGAGCAUACAAAAAGUCAUAGUGUUUUUAAAGCUCAAUGCAAUUUUGCAGAGUGCUGUGAGCUAUUUGAGGAGCUCCCUUUGCUGUAUGAACAUGAGGCUCAGCAUUAUUUAAAUAAAACACCAGAAUGUUCAGAAGAUGCAAGUGAAAAAGAUUCUUCAGAUGAUCCUUCAGAACUUUGUAGUUACCAGGAUGAUGAUGAAUCUAUUAAUGAAAAAGAAACUGUAGAUUUACCAAUUCCAACUUGGAAGUCAAGGAAGGAUUCUACAGAACCAAAGACAUAUAUUCAAAGUGUUGAGAAGAAAGCAAAUAAUGUAAUUCACAAUGGAAAUGAAAGUUCAUCUGAGGGUAGCGCUACAGUUUUAAGUUUGAUAGACCAAAAGACACCCGUGUUACAGCCAAAUUCUGAAAACUGUAAUGUUGUUAGCGACCAACUAGUCAAUGGGCACAGUGACCUAGAUCAGACAUCAUCAAAGUCUUCAGAAAUAUCUUCGGACAGAGUGGCAGAUGAAACAAGGACAGAAAAUGGGUCAGUGUUACCAGUUUUACAGAAUUGUCAUGAUACACCACAAAAUAAUGCUGCUGCCUCGCAAUUACCUUCUAAACCAAAUCAGACAACAGAGAAUACUUCAUAUGGUGUCAUCUUAACAAAACCGUAUUUUAGACCAUUGCCUCCAAGUUAUCUUGAUGAACGAUACAUUAGCAUGCCAAAACGUAGAAAAAUUUUGACUGAUGAAGUAGAUGCUCAUUCUGAACAAGAUACAUUUUGUAGCAAAACAACAGAAAGAUUUAGAUGUGGCAACUGCUUGACCAUCUACUGUAAUUCAGAAGCACUUGAGGCUCACCUUGCACAAAAGAAGUGUCAGACGCUCUUUGGAUUCGAUUCAGAUGAUGAAAGUGCCUGAUUCAAUGUUGUGGGAAAAUGUAUCAAAUGAGGAGUGGUGUAAGAAAACACUACGUGAAGAAGCAUCAGUUUGUUUCCCAGUUGGCCUUAAUCAUAAAGCAGUCUCAAAUUACUAAACAAAAACAUGACCUUGAUAAAGACAAAGCACAUUUUCUAGACAAAACUCACAGAGGAGUAAUAGGAGCUCUGCAGAUCUUGAGUCCAGAAAGGUUGCUACAAAAUCCCCAAAGUACCAGUUAUCCAAAAAGCCACAUUCAUUCCAAAUGUGUGAUUGAAGCUUAGCGGCACAGUCUUUCUAGCAUGAAGGUUUAAGGAAAAUAAGGCAUACAGUUGAGCAAGCAGAGAAAGCAGAGGUGUUAAUUGCCUUAUGGAAAUAAAACCAACCAAUUCUGAAAGCUGCUUUAGUUGGAAAAUGUGUGGUGUUAAAGGAUAUCCAUCCACACAGCUGGGAAGGAAUCAUUCAAGAAGGUGUUACGUUAUUGUAAUAUGGAUAAGAAAUGCAUAGAGGAACCAUGCAUUCUUUUUUCAAAGUUUGAGUAUGUGAUUCCAUUAUCUGCUAAAAAGCAUGGAGCUCAUUUAAUAAACUUAUACUCAGAAUCAAAAAAGAGGAAUGUAGAAAGAAAGCUAAGAUGGGUGGAAUAGCCAAAAACUUCAAGUACAGAGCAUGCAAGGUAAAAUGAGUUGAUGUGAUAUUAAGGGUGAAAGUUAUGCACAGUGGAAAUCAGAUGCAUGCAAGAGAAGCCCUUUUCAAGGCUGUGGUAAACGUUUAUGUUAAGUGUCCUGUAAAACAUCUGUUGUAGGUGCAGGAAGACUAAUACAAGCAGUACGUGCACAGAUUGUGUGGUUAUUAACAGAAGCCAAUUGAAACAAAUACAGAAUGUGAAGGGGGUUAAGCUUGCAUUAAGGGCAGAGUUAAAGUAAUUUUAUGCAAAUACAGAGGUCCUUCAGCUGUUGAUAUGACUGAAAAGAAAUUGAGAUGGCUUCCUGUUUAAAAAAAAUAAUUUAAAAAAAAAAGGCAGGCAAAAGCAGAGCACAUGUUAAAUUGGAAAAAAAAGAUCAGGAGGAGCCUGUUUCACAUGUGAUAUUUCUUAAUGGUGGUGGGUCACAACUCAGUACAUUACUUAUUUACUGUCUAGAGGAAGGGAGAAAAUAUGUAUUGACUCAACAUUAAGACACAUUACAACCCUAUCUAGUAGUGUCUCUUGAAAAGAUAGCCUUUCCCAGAAGUUAGUGAAGGAGUUAGACUUAAAUGUUAAGCACUUUAUCCAAAAUUCACUGUUCAUAGAAACAAUCAGAAUGUGAAGACAAAAAAUUUGAGUCAUUCAGCUCUAUACGUAACAUCGAAAUACUGGACACUUGGAAACCAAAAAGAUGAUGUAGUUUUUGAUGUUCCCACCCCAGACAGAGGUCUGGCAAACAUUCACGUUGUCUAAUUACUGUGCUAACUUAUCCUCUAAUUUAUCUUAUACUGUCUUGCCACCUAAAAAUACUUUAUUUGGGAUCCUGUUCUAUGCGGGUAGCUGAAAAUUUUAAUGUGGUUGUAGGCACGGAAGGUAUAGUGGUGAAAAUUGGUGUGUACAGAUGGAGUCAUUACAGAAAUGUAGGAUAGCAAAGACCAACUGUUCCUGCUCAGCUAGCUUGCUUACUGAAUAAAUAGUUCAUCACAAUGCCUGUAUGGCAUAAGAUGAUGGUCAACUUCCUUAAAUCAACAGAUAUGUAAAAACUAAUGAGUAAAAAAUCAAGAGGUACGUAAAAGGUCUGUUCAUCGUAGCAACGGCUCACACUUGCAAACCUAAGGGUUUCAUUGUAAAAUAGGCUGUUAAGUAGUUCUGGAACUUAAACUUAAUAGUUCAGUAAUGCCUCUGCUAAUAAUCCUCUGUGAAAUUAAACAGAUAUUUGCAUUAAUUCUGCUUCCUUUUCCCCUCCUGGGAGGUAAAAAGAACGCAAAUUCAAAAUCAUGCUCUUGAAUUCUAGAAAAUUUUUGCCUUAACUUUGAGUUGGAUUAACAUAAAAGGUUAUAAAAUUAUGAUCACAGGUAUGUGUGCAUUACAUUAAUACCGAUGACUGGCCCGCUUUCAGAGAUUUGUGUGACAUUUGAGGCACCAAAGAGGUUUUUUUGCAGUUGCAAAAAAACUGAAUUAAAUGCAUCAUUCAUUAUAUAU